AUGGAGUUCGAGUUUCCAGCGGUCACUAUAUGCAGCCUCAUCAAGUUGAAAGUGACAAGAGUAAGGAGUUACAUUAGAAGAACACUUGGAAGGAACUUUAGUACUGAAGAAUCUGAAUCAUAUGUAUCUACACUCCUGGCAAUCAGCUUACUCCAGUUCCCACACUACAAUUACGCAUCGGAGUACAUUGCUAUAUUAAACUCCUCUUCACUGAAGCCUAUACAAAAUGAAGACAUACCAAAAAUAAUGAUAGAGGUUGGUCACCAAAUAGACGACUUAUUCGAGAUAUGUACUUGGAAAGGGAAACCACUGAAUUGCAAAGAUAUUUUUCAUCUCCAGAAAACAGAGGAAGGAUUUUGUUAUUCUUUCAACAGUAGAACAGCAGAAUUAGAAAAUCGAACAAAUUUCACCCCUCUGAAAAACUAUUUAUCUGGCAGACAUACUGGUUUAGGUGUAACCUUAAAAGACCCUUCAGAUGGUAACGGAUUCAGGAAAUUCGCAAGAAGAUAUGAUGGAUAUAACGUAAUCAUACACAACCCUAACGAAAUACCAGAUGUGACCAAUGCCUACCAGAUCAAACGUUCCAGUGAUAAAAUCAAUACAAUUAUCGUAUCACCACAAAAAUUUUUAGCAGACGAGACUAUAAAAAAUCUUCCAGCAAAGGUGAGAGAUUGUUAUUGGUUGGAACCAACAGAAGAAGAAGAAGCUUCUCACAUCUUCCUGCGAAAUGGAUUCUGUCAAGCGAGUUGCAGGAGGGAUGCUAUUCGCAGCAAUUGCGGUUGUGUACCAUACUUUUUCGAGCCAGUACCAGGUGUCAAAUUUUGUAGUAUUGAGCAUGCAAAGUGUCUAGCGAAUAUGAAUGUAAAGCUUCGCAAUUUCGACAUGUAUGAUCUGGAAGAUAUGAAAGAGUGCAAUCAAACAAUUGAUACUUGGAGCUGUCGGUGUAUCAAAUUCUGUUCUCAUGUCAAUUAUCAAACACAAUUUUCAACGGCACCUUACCAUUUGCUAUUCUCGACCAAUGAAUACGCUCAUCUUGAUGUUACUUACUUUCGAAGAUGGGGGCAAACUUACAGGAAGGAAGUGAAAUUUACAUUUGGAGAUUUGUCAGCGGCAGUGGGAGGAUACGCAAGCCUGCUUCUUGGAUCCAGCUUGAUAAGUUUUCUAGAAAUUUUCUAUUAUUUCCUCAGAUGUUUGUAUUUAUUCAUUACUGCCAGGUUCACUAACAAGAAGGUUGUAAUGGACACGAGAACUCAAUCAACCAAAACUAUAAUUAAUUAUGUUGAAUAUCCUUUCCUGCCUUAA
Nezara viridula (southern green stink bug) is the source of this 1302-nucleotide messenger RNA. Lineage: Eukaryota; Metazoa; Arthropoda; Insecta; Hemiptera; Pentatomidae. The record is from the annotation of a GenBank genome assembly.